Molecule: messenger RNA, 603 nt
Organism: Lecanosticta acicola
Lineage: Eukaryota; Fungi; Ascomycota; Dothideomycetes; Mycosphaerellales; Mycosphaerellaceae
Source: the annotation of a GenBank genome assembly
AUGUCGGACCACCUCUCUCCACCGCAGGAGUACCCAAGCGGACACAAUUCAUCGCCGUCUCAUCACAUCACCAGCGACGCAGCCAGCUCGAGCUCCACGCAGCAAAGGAUGUUGGGCACGAAGUGGACACAGGAGACCGUGACAAGAAUUCGCUUUGUGCACGCGGAUCUUGGAGCUUGGACCUGGAUCGACCCACUCACAGUACCUGACCACUGGGAGCUUUUCUCUGAGAAUGGCAGAAUACGAUUUUGGAAUCCUCUCACGGACAACAUCGUAGCGGAAGAGGAUGAAGUGGCGGUUGAGAUUGAGCGCGAGAGAGAAAUAGGGGAAUGUGAGUGCUCUUGGUGUCUAUACAAUGAGAAUGGAUGUUGACAUGGAUUAGAUGUGGCCGAAGGGACGAUCAGUGCUGCAGAAGAACUCGAACGCCAAGCUAGUCCUGCGCUAGAAAUAGGCAAUGCUGAAGCUCAACCCUUCGAAUCUGCUGUUUUGGUGGGUCGGAAAGAGGAGAAGAAGGGUCCCAUGCAGACGGAAUCUCUCCAUCCAUUUGCGAGACAGAAGCACGGAGGAAAAGCACAGAAGGGAGGAAAGAAGAAGAAGAAAUGA